Molecule: messenger RNA, 2976 nt
Organism: Thlaspi arvense
Lineage: Eukaryota; Viridiplantae; Streptophyta; Magnoliopsida; Brassicales; Brassicaceae
Source: the annotation of a GenBank genome assembly
CGUUACCGUCAGUCGCAGCUAGAUAGCGCCCACACAUAAAGCAAAAGCCUUUUAGAGCUCACCACUCCCAAAUCCGACUCUCAAUUUUCGAGCCUGAGGGGUUUCUUUUUUUUUGUUUCCUCUCGUCUCUUCUUCAAAAUCGAUUUUCUACAUUAGAAAAAUCUCCUCAUCGGUCUCAUUUCCCGGUGAUAAAUCUCUCCCGGCGUCGACUGCAUUGUACCGGAAAAAAACUGCUCCGAUCUCGGAUUCUCCGCGAUUGUCGUCUUUUGUCUCAGGUAAAGAGAGAUUUUGUGUUGGGAGUAAAGAUCGCAUGAAUGCUGGAAAUGGAAAGAGUUGCUGAGCUCAAGAGACUUCCUAGUAAAGGUCCUGUCUCUGCUCACUUGUCAAGAAGACAAUACUUAGACUUGGAAAAUAGAGAUUCUUCUGGUAUGCAUAUGGAGUCUUUGAGGGAACGUGCUGCUCGAUACAACACGGGAAGACCAGUGAAUCCAACUACGACAUUGGGGAGAGAGCUAAGCCAAGUUCUGAAUGUGCACAGAGAAGAGAUGAUGAUGGGUCAUUUCGGUGGUAACCUGAAUGAUUUUCAGGAGUUUGAGCCUGUGGUAACCUCCGUUAGAUCGAUGAAAGCAAAGUAUCCUUUGCUGGAGAUUGAAGAAAUCGUGGCUGCUGAUGACGAUGUUACUUGUAAAGGAAGCAACGAUAUGUCCGAGGAAGCUGGUUCUAGCUCCUUCCGUGGGGUUAGUCAUCCUCCGGAGCCUGACGACAUGGAUCUCAUAACAACUGUUUAUGUUCCCAUCAGCGAGAAGAACAAGCCUGAUUCGGUUUGCUUGAUGAAGAGCAUGUCUGUUACUAAAGGACCCUUUCUCGAUGAUCUCUCUCUCUGCGUGCCUCCGAAGAAGCCAAGCCCUGGAAUACUCUCACCCGCAGAGAGCAUAGUCGAGGAGCCUGCUGCAUCGCUCUCUCCGUUUUCUCUGGCUCGUGCAUCGCAGAACACAGAUAACUCUCUGUUACCGCAAGAUUCAGACAAGGAAUGUGUUUGGGAUGCUUCUCUGCCUCCAAGCACCAAUGUGAGCCCACACAGCAGUAGUGUCGAGAGCAUGAAUUUCGCCAGGGCUAUGAGUAUUGCUAAUAGCUCUUCCGCAACGAGUUCUACGCAGCGGAGCGAUGUUGUGCUCAGUAUGGACAAGAACUACAGUAUGGUGUUGGAUUCGUUUGAAAGCGCCAAGACGAGUGCGAGCAGAGCGAGCGAUAGUAGCGGCCUGAGCGAAGAGAGCAGCUGGAGCAAUUUCACGGGAAGCCUGAAUAAGCCACACAAAGGGAAUGAUCCAAGGUGGAAUGCUAUUUUGGCUAUCAGGACUCGAGAUGGGAUCUUAGGGAUGAGCCACUUCAAGUUGCUGAAACGUUUAGGCUGUGGCGAUAUCGGGAGUGUCUAUCUUGCUGAGCUAAGCGGGACUCGGUGUCAUUUCGCUGUGAAAGUGAUGGAUAAAGCUUCUCUUGAGAACCGGAAGAAGCUGAAUCGAGCUCAGACCGAGAGGGAGAUUCUACAGCUGUUGGAUCAUCCGUUUCUACCGACGUUGUACACUCAUUUCGAGACAGACAGGUUCUCGUGUUUGGUCAUGGAGUACUGCCCUGGAGGUGAUCUGCACACUUUAAGGCAACGUCAGCCCGGGAAGCAUUUCUCUGAGUACGCUGCUCGAUUUUACGCCGCAGAGGUGUUGCUAGCGCUCGAGUAUCUCCAUAUGCUCGGCGUUGUUUACAGAGACUUGAAACCUGAGAAUGUUCUGGUUCGAGAUGACGGUCACAUAAUGCUUUCCGACUUUGAUCUCUCCCUGAGAUGCGCGGUUUCUCCAACGCUGAUCAAAACAUUCGACUCCGAUCCAUCUAGACGAGGCGCCUUCUGCGUUCAACCGGCUUGUAUGGAGCCUACAUCGGCUUGCAUCAUCCAGCCUUCAUGCUUCUUACCUCGGGGAAUCUUCGCUAACAAAAACAAGAAGAGCAAGACACGUAAAAACCAGACUGAUUUCUUCAAGUCACACUCGGGUUCUCUCCCUGAGCUAGUAGCUGAGCCUAACACAAGGUCCAUGUCCUUUGUUGGAACACACGAGUACUUAGCUCCAGAGAUCAUCAAAGGAGAAGGACACGGAAGCGCAGUGGAUUGGUGGACUUUUGGUAUCUUCGUGCACGAGCUCCUGUACGGGAAAACGCCGUUCAAAGGAUCAGGGAACCGAGCCACUCUGUUCAACGUGGUCGGAGAACAGCUGAAGUUCCCUGAGUCACCGGCGACUAGCUACGCAGGGAGGGACUUGAUUCAGGCAUUACUGGUGAAAGAUCCGAAGAACAGGUUAGGGACGAAGAGAGGAGCAACGGAGAUAAAGCAGCAUCCGUUCUUUGAAGGCGUGAAUUGGGCCUUGAUAAGGUGUAGUACUCCUCCUGAAGUACCGAGACAAAUGGAGACCGAACCGCCUCCAAAGUACGGACCGAUUGAUCCGGUUGGGUUUGGUAGUAAUAGCAAGAGAAUGAUGGGACCACCACCAGUAUCAGCAGCAGCAGCAGCAGCAGCAGCAGCAGCAGCAGAUGCGAAAUCUGGUGGUAAAUUUCUAGACUUCGAGUUUUUCUAAAGCUUGUUCUUCUUCCUCUCAAGAGUUUGUAUUUGGUCGCCUAAAUUAGCAUUUUUAGUCUUUUUUAUUAUGUCGCUAUAUAUUUGUGUAACCGAGUCUCAAGGCCUUAAUAGAUCAGGAGUGGGGGUUUAUUUUCUCAUAGUAACUUAGGUUAUUUCUUUCUUUUUUUUGUAUGGGAGGUUAAAAUCUUGUUCCAUGGAACCAAAACUUUUGUAAGGACAUGGAAAGCUCCAAGUCGGAAUUAUUUAAGAAAAUCUCCCUCCUUGGUACUUACUGUUGGGUUUGUCGGCAUCUUUUUUUCUUUUCUACCCAAAUAGAUCGUAAUGACUCACUGCCAUGUUUUGGUGGUCCCAAAAGC